CUUGAUCUUUUCAACUAUUCCUCUACACUUCAGAUCUGAGAAAUUUCUUUCUUUACUUCAGAUCUGAGAAAUUUCAUUCUCUCUGUUUCAAUGGAUUCCCAAGAUCGAGGGUUUUCACAAUUCCUGCACACAGCGGCCUCAUACAUCCCCGAUUCUUCUUCUCCGGAAAAGAAAACGGAAACGGAAACGGAAACGGCAACGGUGACGUCAGCAUCGUCGUUAGGGCACGGCAGGAAACCCCCGUCGGCUUCAGAAGCUCUGUCCAGCGCCAAAAUCAUUCUUGACGCCGCCGUAUCAAAGCUUCACAAAGCAGAGUCUGAGUCCGGCGGAGAUCAUCAGUUCGACAAAGCGAAGGUCGCCGCCGCCGCCUCCGAUGUUUUGGCGGCCGCCAAGCAUUACGGGAAGCUGGAUGAGAAUAAACACGGAAAAUAUAUGCAGAAGGCGGAGGAUUAUUUGAACAAAUACAGCGAGGGGAACCGUACCAGUAGCGGGGGCUCUGCUGUCCACGGUUCGCCGCCUCACUCAGCGUCACACAAUUCGACGCCUCACACUGCAUCGCACAAUUCGACGCCUCACACUGCAUCGCACAAUUCGACGCCUCACAGUUCAUCACAUUCGGCCUCUGAGAAUGAAGAGGACAACUAUGGCAAGUACCUCAAGACAGCAGGGGAUUUUCUGAACAAGUCGACGUCUCACAGUUCAUCACAUUCGGCCUCUGAGAAUGAAGAGGACAAGUAUGGCAAGUACUUAAAGACAGCAGGGGAUCUUCUGAACAAGUUUUAGGCAUGUAUUUUUAUUAAGGCUUUAGGGUUUUAUGUGUAUUGUUGCAGCUUUUAUUAUGUAUUUUUAUUUAAGCUUUAGGGUUUCAUGUGUAUUAUUGCAACAUUCUCAAUUUGAUUGGCCUUUUUAUGAAA
This is a messenger RNA of Cryptomeria japonica (Japanese cedar), 914 nucleotides long. Its product is annotated as nodulin-related protein 2. Lineage: Eukaryota; Viridiplantae; Streptophyta; Pinopsida; Cupressales; Cupressaceae. Gene Ontology annotation, biological process: response to heat; regulation of abscisic acid biosynthetic process. The record is from RefSeq and is a predicted model, not a curated record. The coding region runs from base 91 to 783 and encodes 230 amino acids. The transcript has a single exon.